Molecule: messenger RNA, 414 nt
Organism: Ambispora gerdemannii
Lineage: Eukaryota; Fungi; Glomeromycota; Glomeromycetes; Archaeosporales; Ambisporaceae
Source: the annotation of a GenBank genome assembly
AUGGAAGACUAUCGAUGGGUUAUCGGUUCUAAGGAAUAUACCAUUCAAGAAGCGUUCGGAAUACUCAAUGAGCGUUUAGACCAAGAAGAGCGUGAAGCUAACCGUUGUUCACUAUACGACUAUAUCAACGGAGAAUACCAGCCUAGCGCCUAUGAGAACCGCGUGUAUCAACAAGCUAUCACUCUAUAUAAUCAGACUGUUCGGAGAAUCAAUCGGAAGAAUGCUACUAGUCCAUUCAAUAACUUGCUCGAGAGUAUGGAUGCCGAGAGCAUUGAUAAUGUGCUCCGUGUUAUACGUAUCCAAGAGGAGGAAAUAUACCAUAAAUGGUUUGAAAUGGGUCGUAACCGUAAGUCUAAUCCGAACUAUAAAUUUAGACUAGAAAGAUAUCCCGACUCUAGAGGUGCCUACUGGUAA